AUGGUACUGAAGAAGAACCUGUCGCUCAAGGAAAAGUAUCCUGAGAUCUAUGCUCAGACGAAUAUCGAUCGGACGGGACAUGAACGUGUUGUGCCUAUGGAAGUUCUGUCGCUUGGGUUGGGACGUACUGGUACCAUGUUGUUCCAUACAAUUCACAGCNNAAUGAAAGCAGCCUACGAGAUCCUAGGCUACCCAACCUAUCACUACAUCUCCAUGAUGGAAAACCCUCCAGACCUCGACCUUUGGCUCUCCGCCCUUCGCAGAAAGUACUCUCCUCGAAACGACGAAACUCCCUUUAAAGUCGCCGAAUGGGAUUCUCUUCUGGGUCACGUCUCAGCAGUGACAGAUAUUCCAAUUACUGCUUUCAGCCCAGAACUCAUUGCCGCUUACCCUCACGCCAAAGUCGUGUUGGUGGAAAGAGAGGUCGAGAAUUGGUAUAAGAGUUUUGAAAAGAAUGUCAUUUCGAGCUUUGCAGCGCCCAUGACCAGAGUUCUGGUGAAACUGGAUCCUGGGUUUAUUGGUAAGCAAGGAGAGAUUGGAGAGUAUGUUAUGCGUGGAUAUUGGCAGGCGUCUAGUUUUGACGAUUGGAGGGCGAAAGCUAGGCAAGGAUAUUUGGAGCACAAUGCCUUGAUCAAGAAAUUGGUGCCUAAGGAUCGAUUGUUGGUGUACAAGCUAGGCAGUGGGUGGGCACCGUUGUGUGAGUUCUUGGGCAAGGAGAUCCCCGAAGUUGAGUUUCCAAGAGUCAACGAGACUGAAGAGUUACAAGAAAGAGUCUUNUUGUCUUUGAUGUUGGGGCUGAGGAAAGCGAUCUUACGCUAUGCGAAGAUGCUGCCAUUGAUGAUACCUUUCUUUGUCAUAGUUUGGUAUCUCUGGCGCAUCACUAACCGAGGAUUGAGUUGA
Molecule: messenger RNA, 900 nt
Organism: Aureobasidium musti
Lineage: Eukaryota; Fungi; Ascomycota; Dothideomycetes; Dothideales; Saccotheciaceae
Source: the annotation of a GenBank genome assembly